AUGAUGUUCUUGAAUGUGCAUCCCAUGUGGGAUUCAAAUCGACCAGUGCCUCCUAAUGUGGUUCAUCUUGGUGGUAUGCAUCAGAAACCAGCAAAGGAUCUACCUAAGCACCUUCAAACAUUCCUAGAUUCUUCUAAAAACGGCGUUAUUUACGUCAGUUUUGGCUCCAUAAUCGAUCCCACUCAAUUCCCUCAGGAAAGGAUAAAAAUCCUAGUAAACGUCUUCUCGAAAUUGCCAUACGAUAUUCUGUGGAAGUGGAAUCAUGGAGAUGUCCCUGGACGUACUAAAAAUAUAAGGAUUUCAAAAUGGCUGCCACAAUCUGAUCUUUUGAGACACCCCAAGAUAAAAUUGUUUGUAACCCAAUGUGGUCUCCAGUCUACUGAUGAAGCCAUCACAGCAGGGGUUCCUCUCGUUGGAAUGCCGAUGUUUGGGGACCAAAAGUACAACGCAGCGCAAUAUCUCCACCAUGGCAUUGGUGUUAUAGUUGACAUUGAAACUGUCACUGAAGAGAAACUUAGUAACGCAAUUACCAUGAUACUACAAGAUGACAGGUGA
This is a messenger RNA of Ostrinia furnacalis (Asian corn borer), 555 nucleotides long. RefSeq names its product UDP-glucuronosyltransferase 2B4-like. The coding region runs from base 1 to 555 and encodes 184 amino acids. The record is from RefSeq and is a predicted model, not a curated record. Lineage: Eukaryota; Metazoa; Arthropoda; Insecta; Lepidoptera; Crambidae. Gene Ontology annotation, molecular function: UDP-glycosyltransferase activity. The transcript has 3 exons.